GCUCAUGGAAGGACUCAACCUUUUGCAGUUCAUUUGGGCACCUUUUUCAGGUUGUUACUUGUCGAUGAUAAAGAAGAAGAAAUUGAGGCUUACUUUUCGAUCAAAUGUUCACUUAUAUGUCGAUAAUUGAAGUAAAGAACAUUCAGAGGACGAGAAAUUAAUCAGUGAGUUAACUAGCUAGCCAGGAACAAAGAUGGUAAGGAAGCCUUGUUGUUCGAAAGAGGGGCUCAACAGAGGAGCAUGGUCUCCUCGAGAAGACAAGAUUCUCACCGACUACAUCAAAGCUCAUGGCGAAGGCAAAUGGAGAGACCUCCCUAAAAACGCAGGGUUGAAGCGGUGUGGCAAGAGUUGCAGGCUCCGGUGGCUGAAUUACUUGAGGCCGGACAUCAAGAGAGGUAACAUCACAGAAGACGAAGAGAACCUAAUUGUCAAGCUCCACGCACUCCUUGGAAACCGAUGGUCGCUGAUUGCCGGUAGGUUGCCUGGGCGAACAGACAAUGAAAUCAAGAACUACUGGAACACGAAUUUAAGCAAGAAAACGAUGCCUCGGCUAUGCGACGACAGAAGGUGCUCGAACUCGAAGGGAAAUAAGGAGGCUGACAAAUUGGAUCCGGUGAACGAGCAACCGAGUCAUCGAGUGAUUCGAACCAAGGCCGUAAGGUGCACCAAGGUGUAUAAUUUGGCGAAGGACGACAACUGCUCUAGCUCAAAGCUAAUUGCUUGUAAUGAUGAGAUCAGGCCUUCGUGCCCAUGGCUGCUCCCUGAUGAUCAGGAUAUCGAUCCGUCCGGUUUCUUGGAAGACUUUGACAUGGAAGGAUUCAUGUCGGAUUUUCAAGAUGAUAGUUUCUUACAAUAUUGCAUCGAUGGCAAUAGCGGAGAUGAUCGUAUCGAUGGCGACUGGAACGUGAUGAUGGCCGGAGAGCUUGCACGGGAUCGUGCAGCUGGUUGAGGCAAACAAUGAAGUUUAAUGCUCGUCUUUUAUAUGAUACAUGCAAAUUCAUGAUAAUUGACAGAGAGUUUAAAUCACAAAGUUUAAUUGGGAUCAUAAUUUAAGCUAAUGUGGUCCUGAAUUUGUCAUUAAUU
This is a messenger RNA of Zingiber officinale, 1083 nucleotides long. Its product is annotated as transcription factor MYB1-like. The transcript has 4 exons. NCBI's taxonomy places the organism in Eukaryota, Viridiplantae, Streptophyta, Magnoliopsida, Zingiberales, Zingiberaceae. Bases 194 to 949 code for a protein of 251 amino acids. The record is from RefSeq and is a predicted model, not a curated record.